UCUUGUGUUUGUGUCUCUUUGUUCUCUUCUCAUUUUUUCCCACUUAGAUUUCAUAUAUUUUGCUUAGCUUCUCACCCCACUUCUUCCUCUUUCAUGUGCCUUGUUCCACUUCAAUCUGCAACCUUACAAACAAUCUUAGGCUUACUCUUUCACUCUAUUUUUCUUGGCUCAUAAAAACAGGAUAUAUAUCUUUUAGACAUCCCAUUGUGUUAUUCUAUGUUCAAUCAACCAAGUGAAAACUCACUAUUCCAACUCUCUUGUCAUUUGUACACUUCCCUUUUGGAAUUAAACUAAAAUCCCACUUCAAGAUUUCAUUUAUUUCACUUGAAUAUCUCUUUAACUGCUUUAAGGUCCCCAAACCCCACUUGUAAAUUUCAUUGAGUUUGUUGUUGUUGUUGUCAGUUACUGUUAACAUCAUCAUCUAUACAAUUGAUCAUUUUUCGUUAUCCUUUUGGUCAAUGAAGGAGCCUGAAAUGGCAAUUCCUCCCUUAUUUAGGUGUCCAAUAAGUCUAGAUUUGUUUAAAGAUCCAGUCACUUUAUGCACAGGCCAAACAUAUGAUAGAUCCAGCAUUGAAAAAUGGCUAUCUUGUGGCAAUUCAACUUGUCCUGUUACAAUGCAGAAACUCAAUGACUCUUCUAUUGUACCAAACCACACCCUUCGCCAUUUGAUUCAUCAAUGGCUUCAAUUGAACUGCAGAAAUGGUUAUGAUCUUCAUUACUUUCAAACAGUUGAUGAUUCAAUUGUUGGUCUCAAACACAAUCUUCAGUCAAAGGAGUCUACAUUGGACACAAAAGUUCAAGCACUAGAGAAAGUUGUUGCUUUGUCAGAAGAUUUGCCUUUAGAAAACUCUUUCUUGAUUCAACUAGACUUCUUCCAAUUGAUUCUUGAAUUAGCAUUGGAAAAUGCAGUUGAUCAAAGUUCAAAUUUCCAAGAAAGUCUCAUAUUUUUGGAGAAAGCACUUGUUUGUGCAUUGAAAUUGUUGCCAUUUAGUGAUUUGGGAACUCUCAACAUGCUCAAAGAAGAUGAAUCCAAGUUUACAAACUUCUUGAUACUAUUCAAGAAAGGAACUUUUAUAAUCAAGAAAAGCUUGUGCCAUUUAAUAGUGGCAAUUUCAUCAUCUUUGCAGUCAAAGGAACUUUUAGCUAUGUUGGGUAAAUCCAAGAUUUUAAUUCAAGAACUUGUUCAUCUUAUUGAGAACAAAUUAGAUGGUUCUGAAGAAACAAUCAGAGCUCUUUCAGCAUUAUCUUCUCUCGAACAAAAUCGCGAAUUUAUAGUGAAGGAAAAUGCAGUUAAGGCACUCAUAACAUACAUUGUGAGUGCUCCAAAGUGCCAAUAUAGAAGCUUACUGGCACCAAUAUUGGCAAUGAAAACAAUUGAGACAUUGUUAGUUGUAGAAAAUGCAAAAGAAGAUGUUUUAAAGCAUCCAAAUGGUGUUAGUGCAAUUGUGAAGAUGGUAUUUAGAGUAUCAUCAGAUAAUGAAGGAAGUGAAAGUGCAGUGAAUUCUUUAAUUAUUGUGUGUCAUGAUUUCAUGCAUGCUAGGGAAGAAGCUAUCUAUAGUGGGGUUUUGACUCAGUUAUUGUUACUCCUUCAGAGCCAGUGUAGUGAGAGGACCAAAAAUAAGGCAAGAAUGUUGCUCAAGUUGUUGAGAUCCAUGUGCACUGGGGACCAAAAGCAAUCCUUGUAGAUUGCAUAUACAUUGAUUACAUGAUUUCUCAGUUGAUGUGGCUCUUUGUCUUUGUCUUUGUUAUUAAAAUUGUAUCUAAAAACCAUAUACUGAGUUUUUUGUAUAACCAUAAAAAGAAGCAUAGAAUAUAAAUGGAGUUUGUAGUAUGCACCAGAUGAAUGGAUGUAGACAAUUCAAGAUUAACUUUUUAAAAGGCCACCUUUUGAGAAUAAAAGAUGCAAGA
This is a messenger RNA of Nicotiana tabacum (common tobacco), 1908 nucleotides long. RefSeq names its product U-box domain-containing protein 25-like. NCBI's taxonomy places the organism in Eukaryota, Viridiplantae, Streptophyta, Magnoliopsida, Solanales, Solanaceae. The record is from RefSeq and is a predicted model, not a curated record. Gene Ontology annotation, molecular function: ubiquitin protein ligase activity. Gene Ontology annotation, biological process: protein ubiquitination.